AUGGGGGCGCUGGGGGAGUGUUGCCUCGGUGGGAAGCCGGGGUGCCAUGGGAUGGAGCAGAUGCUGCUUGUGGGUGGAGAAGAAGAGGAGAUUAGACUUGGACCGGAGUUGGAAUGCGGCGGCGGCAUCGAGGACGCCGUGAAGGUCCUGCUGGAGGGCCUGGGGGAGGAUCCUGACAGAGACGGGCUCAAGAAGACUCCGCUCCGUGUGGCCAAGGCGCUCCGGGAUGGAACCAGAGGUACGUUCUUUUCUUCUCUCUUUCAAUUUCUCUUCUUCCUCUUCCACCCCCCCUUUUUCUUCCUCUUCUUCCACUCCUCCUUGUACUUCUUUGUUAGGGAUAUAGGUAUUAUAUGCAAUUUAGAGGACCCAGUUCGAAUUCAUAUGGUGUUUGGUGGGUGACGGUGAUGCUGGAUUAGCAGAUGCUGACGGCUAGUUUCUGUUCCAUGAUUCAUAUAUACAUCGCAGCUCUAGAAAUCUGAUCUCAAGGCUAUUUUCUGUAUCGAUAUGUCGCAUAUCCGAUUCUAUUUUGUGCUAUGGAGUUCGAACCUCAAAUUCCUGGCCUCUCUUACUAUGAAUUGCAGGAUGGCACUGACACGCUUAGUAGUCACUAAUUUCUCCCUUUUGUGCACAGAAGAAUCAUCCACGUCGAUGCGCAUUUGAUCAGUUCAAAAGUUGAUGAACUAAAUAGGUUUGGUAAAUUUUUCUUAAAAGCUAAGCAAAAAUAAAGAUAGAUAUUAGACGGCCAACUUGACAUUUCAGAAUCAAUUUUCACUUGAAACCUUUUUUUACCUUUUCUGGUUUUGAAUUUCAUCUGUGGAUUUAAACAAUAAUCCGAAGUUUCCGUCUAUAUGGUGAAGUCAAACGUUCCAUAUGAAAUGGAGUUAUAAGAAAAGACUUGUAGGAACCGAAGGGUUCUCUACAAAUCACCUAUGAUUGCUAAAUAUAGUAAUGAACAGCGAAAGUCGAUGCCGCCUACCUUUCUGUGUACCUAAUCCUUGAUCUACAAUUCCCAUGAAUAUCCACAAACCGAUGAAAAUAGAAGUUCAUUAGCGUUUGAUUCUUUUACCUGGGGAGAUCAUGCCUCUGAACAAUUUAUGUGCUCAUUUAUUGCGGGGCACAAUGGUUUCUUGAUUUAUAUGCUUUUGAAAUCUACCUUCUUGCCAAAAAAGAUGAUAAUAAUAAUUCCGAAAAUCAAUAUAGGCUUAAAUUUUAUUUUUCUGUAGCAGAUCAUCAUUUAGAAGCUACUUCAUUCCUCAUCUUCGACCUCCAAUUAGAAACGGCGUUCAUAGCAGAAAUUAUUUUCUUGCAGGAUACAAGCAAAGUGUUCAUGAUAUCGUUGAAGGAGCUCUGUUUUUAGAAGCUGGUAUGAGUAAUAGAGUGGACCGUGCCAGAGGAGGAGGUGGGCUUGUAGUUGUUCGGGACAUUGGUCUCUUCUCAUACUGUGAGUCUUGCUUGCUUCCAUUCAGGGUCCAGUGCCACGUCGGCUAUAUACCUUCUGGGCAACACGUGGUUGGGCUUAGCAAGCUCGCUCGAGUAGCCGAUGUCUUCGCCAAGAGACUGCAGGAUCCCCAGAGACUGGCCGACGAUAUCUGCUCGGCUUUGCAGAGCAGCAUCAAACCCUUGGGAGUCGCAGUUUCUCUUCAGUGCUGGCACAUCCACCUUCCAGAAUUAGGCAGGAAGAAUCCCUGCCAGAGGCACACCUCCUCUCGAUCGAAUAUGCAGGGCUGGCACGAGCUCGACGUCUGCUCCUAUUCGGGCAUCUUCGAAGACGAGGGCGGCGACCCAUGGAUCGAGUUUGCCGCUGUUUUGAAGUUUGGGGGAGUAAAUGUGGGGAGGGUGGAGGAGGAGAAGGAGAAGGAGAAGCCUUCCCCUCUCCAGAACUGGUGCCCAUUAAAGUCCCCCGAGAUGGUCCAGUGCAUCGGCAAGGCCUCUUCGAAGCUGGUGGGAACUCUGCCAGAUGCCAUGGUGGCUGCUGUGACCUCCAUCCUCACCUCGUUGGGUGAGGACCCGCUCAGGGAGGAGCUGGUGGGCACUCCCCAGCGCUUCGUCCGGUGGCUGAUGACCUUCAGGAGGGCCAGCUUCGAGUUGAAGCUGAACAGCAACUUCCAUCUUGGGCAAUUGGGUCUGUAUUCUGCCAAAAACAGUGGAGGAGACAUCAUCGGCAGCCGCAGUAAAGGUGAGAUAGUCCACUCCGAGCUGAGCCUACCCUUCUGCUCUCAGUGCGAGCAUCACCUCUUGCCCUUCUAUGGAGUCGCCCACAUUGGCUACUUGGCGCCACCAGAGUCGAAGAUUAUCGACCGAUCCUUACUGCAUUCAGUGGUUCUCUUCUACGGCUGUAAGCUCCAGGUGCAGGAGCGUCUUACCAGGCAGAUCACAGAGACGGUCUUCUCCAUCUUCUGUGGCGGGGUGAUGGUGGUUGUGGAGGCUGAUCACGUCUGCAUGGUUUCCAGAGGGAUAGAGAAGAUGGGCAGCAGCACCGCCACCACCGCCGCCAUGGGGCAGUUCGCCGCCAACCUCGAAGCGAAGACUAUGUUCCUUCAGACCAUAGCGUGCAGCAGAGCAGCUGGAGGGUGA
Molecule: messenger RNA, 2574 nt
Organism: Spirodela intermedia
Lineage: Eukaryota; Viridiplantae; Streptophyta; Magnoliopsida; Alismatales; Araceae
Source: the annotation of a GenBank genome assembly